AUGCACGCCAUCAAGCAAAAGUGCCGCCCCAAGCACCAGGUGCUCAUCCUCAAGUGCUACCCCCGGACGACAAAGGGUGCCACCGACGUCAAGCCCAACAGCAGCGAGCUGAGCUACCUGCUCUUCUACGCGACGAGCAGGAAGUCAAAGAUUCAGAAGAUUGGCGCCUUCCUCGAGAAGAAGACGGCCAGCGACGUCUGGCGCAUGCGCAUCGGCAACGUCCAGGUCACCCUCGGCAUCCUCGCCGCCCUCAUCGAAAAGUCCCCUAAGGAUGUCGUCCUUAUCGCCCCGUGCGUCCUCAAGAUCCUCGACUUGAUCCUUCGAUCCAAUGAUAUCACCAUGAUCGAGUCCUCCCUACCUGCCUUUGACGCCUUUUGCGAGCACCACGAUGCCUCCUCCCUCUUCGCCGACCAAGCGUACUCGCGCCAGUACGAGUCUGUGGUGCAGCACUACGCCACCCUCGCGACAUCGACAGCACCCGCUACCAAGGGAGGCUUGAGCCGGUCCGUGCAGGCACGAUGGAGGACAGCAGGCCUCAAAGCCAUUAGGAGCGUAGCGACGUCGGAGCCGUUGGCAUCUGUCACAGGGCGCCAGCUCAACGUGAUUGUGCCUCUGAUCUUGGAGAACCUGUGGACGACGGACGAACAGUUACUGGACACGCUCUUGCAGCGUAUGAACGUGGAGGACAAGGUCGACUCGGAGAGGAUGCUCCGGAGAAGGACCAGUAUCGCUACGGCGGGCACGGCAGACACGGGCGAGCCGCACUCGGAACCCUUUGCAGGAUCCCCGACAGACGCUGACAGAUUAGUCGAGGAGGACAUUGGCGUGCUUGCCAUGCAGUGCCUCAAAAGUAUCUAUAUUGGGCCGAAUCGCCCGCAGAUCCAUUCUGCAACAGCAGCCUUGCUCACGUUCAUCUUGAAAAAGAUUGAACAUGGGCAAAGACCUGUCGAGCUUGCGGAGACCGGCAAGAAUGACAGCGGCUGGGCCCUCACCAUGUACAGCCUUAUUUCUCGAUGGACGCCUGUGCAGGAUCGAUACGUGAUCCUGGUCACGACCAUGGAGGCUCUGGUGCGGACCCCGCUGCACGAAGACAAGAUGGAGCACCACUUGGCACUGAUAGCAAUUGCUGGGUCCCUGCUCCGUUCCGACGUCAAUCUUAUUGGGCUCAGCGUUAUGGAUGUGUUGCUAGGGUUGGUCAAACAGAUGAAGAAGCUGUUUCAACAGGGCGAGCAUUUGGACACGGCGCUGGACGAGAAACUGGACGUUGGAGAAUCCUCUCCCCAGUCGCGGCAGCUUCUGGACCGUCUCGAGCAGUGCGUUGGCGACCUGGCGACUCACGUCUACUACGCUGACCAGAUCACCGACAUGAUUGCGGCUGUGCUGGCGCGCCUGAAACCGACACCAUCAGCGAGCACAAACUCGACGCCGCAGGGGGAGAAGACGGAGGACCACGACGCUGCGCCGGGCGCCUCGUUGACCAACCUGUCGGAGAGCCAGUCCCACUCCGACACCUAUUUCUCAUACAGCAAGGGUCGCGUCUGCGGCCUCAGGGUCAUCAGGGGGAUCUUGCUGGUCGCCAACCCCAAGACCAAGAUCACUGGCAACAUGGACCUUUCGAGAAACAAGGUACCACUGCAUGUGUGGGAGGGUUCGCAGUGGCUGCUCCGAGAUCCGGACGGCCGGGUCCGCAAGGCCUACGUAGAUGCUCUGGUGACCUGGCUGGACCGCGAGACCACAUCGGCCGACCUUCGAGCGCGCGAUGAGAGUCUGGUCCGCAACCGCUCCAUGAAGAACAGCCGCGAGAUGGCUGCGGCUGCGUCUCGCGGCGUGUCCAACGGCACCCAUCGCGAGCGUUCGGCACGCAACACGCGACGGUCGCAAUUUCUGCCCCUGCUGCACCUCGCCAUUUACGACAACGCCCUCCAGUACGUGAAUUACGAGACUGACCUGGUGGUGCUGCACGUGCUGCUCACCAAGCUCGUCUUUCGACUGGGCGUGAAUGCCGUUCGCUUCGGCAUCCCCAUGGUCUAUGGCCUGCAGGAGGAGAUUCAGGAGAUUGAACCGCCAGUUAACAAGGUCCGCAUCGCGGCCUUGUGCCACGGGUACUUCUGGACACUCACAGAGAAGUUUGACUUUGACGGCUCGGCCGUGGGGCGUGCCGUUACCAACGAAGUCGUCCGCCGGCGGAGCAAGAAGUUUUGGAUCGAGGGCAUCAACAUUCCUCCGCCUCCUCUCAAGAACGUGGGCAUGCCGGGCCAAAUAGAGUCUCAGCCUGCGUGGGACCCCCAGACCCUCGAGACGGAGGAGCUCCUCCCCUUCGACGACCGUAGCUCCAUGGUCGAGUGCAUCGCCACGAGCUAUGAAGAGUCUGCCCAAUCACCGCCUGCUAGUCCCGUUGCGUCGCCGGGCCGCAUGGCCAACCACCCCAUCCUGGGAUCGACAAUGAGCCCGACGCCGGCGGCCAAAGACGAGAACGACUUCCCCAGUGUGUUCCGGGAGCAGAUGCUGACAGACUGGUCAAGGGAUGCCGUGGUUGCUGCGCUGGCCACGGAGGGCAAGCCUGAGUCGUUGAACGGAUCGCGGACGGGGACGACCGGCACCAACAGGAACCGCCUGACCAUCAACACCAAUGGCCUCGGUGCCAAUGGAGGAGGGUUCAUGUCGCCCUACGGCAGCCCGCAUAACAUGCGACCGCACUCUGCGCGGAUCCCCGACCGCGAGCGCUACGGAUCGGUGACCAAGCUACGCAAGUCCAGCGUCAGGAGCGGUAUCUCCCCGCCCAGCUCGUCACACAAGGGUAUCGCGUCAGUCGAUCAGCUCAAGAUGGUCCUCUCCGGCAGCAAACCCACGCUGGGCGCAGCACGAAGCGACGAUGACGACGACAGCGGCGAUAGCAUGGUGAGCUACGACAGUCCUUCAGAGCUGAGCUUCAACCCAGCAGCCGCGGCCGCGCACGCGCCUGCGGAGCCCGAGACGCCCAGGCGAUCCGGGUCCGUGACCAGACGCGGUCCUCUGUCGUCGAAUCCACCGGGGCAGAAUACGCCCACAUUGGACGAUGUCGAGGACGUGCCGCCUGUGCCGCCACUGCCCAACUCGCAGAGUUCCAUGUCCAUGUCGCCAACGACUGCAGAUCACAUUGCUCAUCAAGACUAUGCCCCUCAGGCCCAAGCACCCCGACGGACACCAAGCAGCCGGGCCGCAAACAGCGUCCGUGGGAGCCUGCACCCACGCGCACCAGAGGAGUCUCUCCAGAGCAUGGACCUGGAUUCGUUGUUGAGGGGGAUCGACAGCCGGUCUGGAGAGGGCAGCCUGGGCAAUAUCACCAAACCGCCGUACUAA
Emericellopsis cladophorae is the source of this 3339-nucleotide messenger RNA. RefSeq lists its product as uncharacterized. Lineage: Eukaryota; Fungi; Ascomycota; Sordariomycetes; Hypocreales; Bionectriaceae. Gene Ontology annotation, biological process: protein localization to plasma membrane. The transcript has a single exon. Bases 1 to 3339 code for a protein of 1112 amino acids. Gene Ontology annotation, cellular component: plasma membrane. The record is from RefSeq and is a predicted model, not a curated record.